Messenger RNA from Phialemonium atrogriseum, 1641 nucleotides. RefSeq names its product fungal-specific transcription factor domain-protein. The transcript has 4 exons. The record is from RefSeq and is a predicted model, not a curated record. The coding region runs from base 1 to 1641 and encodes 546 amino acids. Lineage: Eukaryota; Fungi; Ascomycota; Sordariomycetes; Cephalothecales; Cephalothecaceae.
AUGGAAGGGUUAGGGCCACCGCAGAAGCCGGAGCAAGCUGCGUGUCUUGAGGACACACAGUUUACAUUCGUGUUUGGUCAGACCAAGCAAGGUCUCCGUAGUCAUGCCAUGCGAGAGCACUGGAAACAGCGACAUAAACGGACCCGAGAGAAGAAAUCAGCACGGCAGCCUCGCCGCCAGUUACUACCCAACACAAAGCAGCUGCCCCUCAGUACCCCUCGAUCAGUCUUGGUCCCGCAGAUUGACGACGUCUAUGAGUUGGAACAUUUGCAUCUUUCACACCAACAGUCGGUUCAGUUCCAGCUCAGCGGGACCAAUCACCAGCCGGCAGAACGGGGGAUGACCUCUACUAGCGAGGAGAGCGAGGAGAGCGCGGGAGUGCAAGGUGGAAUCCCAGCCCAGGCCCUCGUUGGGCUGAACCAUGCGCUUGCAUGUAGCCGACUAGAUCCCUUCGACAUGUUUCCAGUGAAUCUGACAGCGCAGCAUCACAAACUCCUCCAUCACUGGCUCAGUACCCACGGCACCAUGAUGUUUGAAGACCUGCCGGCGGCGACCUUCAGCCCCAUGCGAGAUGUGUGGUUCCCCCUGGAUCUCUCAAACGCCGCGUCCUUCAACGCGGUCAUGGCCCACGCCGCCGCCCACCUGGCCAGAAUGCAGGGUCUCGGGGGCUCAAAGGAUGCGCUGAGGUACAAGGCCGAGGCUGUCCGUAUCGUCAUGGCGUGGAUGAGCGAUCCAAACCGUGCCCUCAGCGAUGAGGCUUUCGCCGCUGUGAUCCGACUUCUGACCUACGAGAGGUACUGGGGAUCAGAAUCCGAAUGGAAAGUGCACCGUGACGGACUGCAACGGAUGAUUGAGGCGCGCGGUGGCAUUGCGGCGCUGCAGAGAAACUGGCGGCUGGAGCUUGUCACGUUCCUCGUUUCGCUCAUGUCCAAGCCAUCGUGGUUUGACAGCUCCAACAACAUCUCAGAAAUAUCCGAAGGGGCUCUGACCAGGGCCGACUUGCACCCCUUCACGGGGAGCACGGAGAACUUGCGCCGAGUGCGCUGUCUGUGGCUCAUCUCUUUUAUCCAAGACAUACGCACCCUCAUGAGCUGUUCCUCCGAGUUCCGCUCCCAUGGGCUCGCCCUCUACAUUGGUGUCCGGGAUGCCGUGCUUCUUCUGCAGGCGGACUCGCAGCACCAGUCGAACGGCUCCCCACAAGAUGAAACCUGCACCCGCCCCGAAUUCGCCCGGCUGGCCUGCCUCUUCUUCAUCAGCGUACUGCUGCAGGGCUCCGUAUCCGUCUACAACGCCUCCCCGUCUCCGGCGCCGGAUGACACGGCGGCGGCCUCACCAAUUCUCAGCGACCUGGCCGGCCUCGACAUCUUCCUACGGGUGUCCCGGGACAAGUGGGAAGGGUCCGUGGAAAACCUGCAUUCCGCUCUUUUUUCCGAGUCUCCCGCCCUUCCAGAUGGCGCCCGGAAGGUGGAUUAUGUCCUGCAAAUGACGAAUGUGCUCGGGUCAAUGGGCGCCGAGGCGCGCCGCGGGGUGGAAAAGUGUUUGUUGCACAUCCUAUUGCCUGCCAAGAUCAGCGAGGAGGAAUCCUUGUUUGACGAUAAUUUGACCCCUGACUCCUUAUUAUCCUCCUUGCACCGCAUGUAA